Messenger RNA from Symbiodinium pilosum, 1335 nucleotides. Lineage: Eukaryota; Dinophyceae; Suessiales; Symbiodiniaceae. The record is from the annotation of a GenBank genome assembly.
AUGACGCACUUUCGCCGACGCUGCUGGGAUGAUGCACGCGAUCGCAGCAGGAGCCGCAGCCGCAGCCGCGAACGGCGGAAGGAAUCCAAGAAGCAGGGCGAUGGCGACUCGCAGAGGUUCUUCCUGAAGGGCACUGCAGAUCUGGAUGAGAAGCAAAUUCAGCAACACUUCAAAGAGUUCGGCAAGGUCACGAACUGCAACGUACUGAUGGACAAACGUAAGAAGCAGUUUCGAGGCAUGGGCUUCCUCACCAUGAAGCCGGAAGGUGUUUACGAAGGAAGAAAAACCACCAAGCAAGAUAUGGUGGCGUGGAUUCUCAGCGAGACACACACCAUCAAUGGAGUGCAGAUCGAGGUAACGCAGGCGGAUGAGAAGCCCGAAGAGGAUGAAGACCGAAAGAGAGAGGACAGGGUCACGGAGCGACGGCUGGCGCGGUUGGACAAGGAGCAGCGUAUGAGCCGUGCUCUUGGUGGUGUCAUCCUCGAUCGAGGGCAGGAGAAGCUGGUGCCCUCUCCGUGGUUCAAGCGAUGGAGGACCCACCUUUGGGAGACGCUGCCGAAAGGUCUGAACCCAAUUUCGUGGAAGGAUGCCAAUCUGCAGUGGCUCUGCUGCACAAUUUGGAGUGAGGUAGCGGACCAUGCGGCGCGAACCGGAGACAAGACAGUCAAAGAAGCCUUGGCAUUUUUCCGCGAUGCCCAUUCUGAAGCAACGCGCUGGCUCUUCGUUCCGGCUGCUGACGUUCUGCUCAUCAUAGGAGAUGGGUUGCUGACCCUGACUGCUCUCGGUGUGUUCGUCACGCAAGAGUACGUCGAGCCAAUCGCGCCGCCUACGAUGAGUACGCUGGUCAACAUUGUCAUCCCGACGUUUGCGUCCGCAAAUCCCCCAGCACAAGCCGUGAUGGGCAACGUUCCGCAAAUCCCGCCACUCACCUUCUCAGCUAACCCAGACCUGAACCGAAUGCAGAAAGGCAACCAUGAUGACUGCAAGAUCUUCGUGGGCGGCCUUCCUCUCACAACUACCCUGGAUCAACUUCUCCGGUACUUCUCAGCAUACGGUCAAGUGACGGAUGCCGUGAUCAUGACUGACAAGCUGACUGGAAAGCCACGGGGCUUCGCCUUCAUUUGUUAUGAGACUCCUGCGAGCGUAUUGUCAGUGCUUCAAGACCAUGACAAACAUCACGUCGCUGGGAAAUGGGUGGAUGUCAAACGUGCCAUUGCGGACUUCCUUCCUGGUCCCAGGACUGCAGUUUCGCCGGAGUUUGCGGUGCCUGCGGCACAGGCGCAGACAAGCCCGCAAACCGCAGCUCUUUAUGAUCCACUGGCAGAAGCCGGCUGA